UCAGCAUGCAGAUUUGAACUCUUUGAGGAGCGAAAAUGCUGCGAUAUGGCCAGAAACGACACCACCGUACCGAGCUCCGACAACCAUGAAGCAGAGCAGGAAGCCAGUGUAGGAUUGUUACAGCAAGAGCAUGACAAGAAUGAACAAUCGCCCGAUGAUGACGGCGAGGAUCUAGUGGUAUAUUCAAAGGAGGAUCCGCCAAAGCAUCCCGGAAUACCUCCGAGAAGACAGUCGUCUUUCGCGCAAAACAGGAAUGGAGCCCCGAGAACGCCAUUGAGAGUCAGAUUCAAUGUGGACGAGUCGGAACGACUGAGGGAGCACAAUGGCAAUGCGCGGCAGAGUGGAGACUGGAUGGACGAGGAGGACUACAUGUCGCAGCACUCCAACUCGGAAUAUCAACGGGCACCAUUGCUCACAGGAAUCGAGGCUCCCAGCGUCACUGUUGCCAAUGAUCUUGACGAGUUCGAGUCGGAGUUAGCGAGACCCAAGAGUGGGAUGAGAAGUGCGUUCAUGAAUAUGGCCAACAGCAUCAUUGGAGCUGGAAUCAUUGGACAACCAUACGCCUUCAGGCAAGCAGGGCUGUUGACCGGCAUCCUGCUCCUGAUAGCCUUGACCGUCACUGUGGACUGGACCAUUCGCCUUCUCGUCACAAAUUCGAAGCUGAGCGGGCAGAACUCUUUUCAGGCCACAAUGGAGCAUUGCUUUGGCAAGUCUGGCCUUGUGGCUAUUUCGGUUGCCCAAUGGGCCUUCGCUUUUGGAGGCAUGGUUGCCUUCUGUAUUAUUAUUGGGGACACGAUUCCGAGAGUGCUUGGAGCAUUGUUCCCAACUUUGCAUACGAUUCCAGUUCUUUGGCUACUCACCAAUCGGAGGGCCAUCAUCAUGUUGUUCGUCUUGGGAAUCUCUUUCCCGCUUUCUCUAUACAGAGACAUCGCUAUGCUCGCAAAAGCCAGCACUCUGGCUCUGAUCAGCAUGAUCAUAAUCGUAAUCACGGUCUUGACACAGGGCCCUAUGACACCCGCCGAACUGCGUGGGCCGCUGAAAGGUAGCCUACUCAUCAACGACGGCGUUUUCCAGGCAAUUGGUGUCAUCUCCUUCGCCUUUGUCUGCCAUCACAACAGUCUUCUGAUCUACGGGUCUCUCAAGACGCCGACAAUGGAUAGGUUUGCCAGAGUUACGCAUUACUCGACUGGCAUCUCGAUGGUUGCUUGCAUGACCAUGGCACUUGUCGGAUAUCUUUGCUUCGGCGACAAGACUCAGGGCAAUGUUCUGAAUAACUUUCCGUCCAACAACAUCAUGGUCAACAUAGCACGACUCUGCUUCGGCCUCAAUAUGCUCACGACACUUCCGCUUGAGUGCUUCGUGUGCCGGGAAGUCAUGACGCUCUACUAUUUCCCGCACGAGCCUUUCCAGCCAAAUCGCCAUCUGAUCUUCACCACUUCACUCAUCGUGUCCGCCAUGGGCAUGGCGCUCGUCACAUGCGACCUCGGAAUCGUGUUUGAGCUCGUCGGUGCUACCAGCGCCUGCGCCUUGGCUUACAUCCUUCCACCCUUAUGCUUUGUCAAGCUUACGAAGAAACGGACUUGGGAGACAUAUGCGGCGUACGCUUGCAUAGCGUUUGGAUGUUUUGUGAUGACCAUCAGCCUGGUACAGACAGGAGCCAAGAUGAUCAGGGGCGAAGGCGCAAUGGCAACGUGCAGCUAG
Messenger RNA from Zymoseptoria tritici IPO323, 1701 nucleotides. RefSeq lists its product as uncharacterized. Gene Ontology annotation, biological process: amino acid transmembrane transport. NCBI's taxonomy places the organism in Eukaryota, Fungi, Ascomycota, Dothideomycetes, Mycosphaerellales, Mycosphaerellaceae. Gene Ontology annotation, cellular component: endoplasmic reticulum. Gene Ontology annotation, molecular function: amino acid transmembrane transporter activity. The record is from RefSeq and is a predicted model, not a curated record. The transcript has 3 exons. The coding region runs from base 46 to 1701 and encodes 551 amino acids.